AUGUCCAGUAAUAUCACUCGGACUGACCCCGAUAUUGACAUGUCGGACAAUGUCAGUGACAUCACUCGGACUAUCCUCGUCAUUUACAUGACGGACAAUGUCAAUGACACCACUCGGACUAUCCUCGAUAUUUACAUGACGGACAAUGUCAGUGACAUCACUCGGACUAUCCUCGACAUUUACAUGGCGGACAAUGUCAGUGACAUCACUCGGACUAUCCUCGAUAUUUACAUGGCGGACAAUGUCAGUGACAUCACUCGGACUAUCUUCGAUAUUUACAUGACGGACUAUGUCAGUGACAUCACUCGGACUAUCCUCGACAUUUACAUGUCGGACAAUGUCAGUGACAUCACUCGGACUAUCCUCGAUAUUUACAUGGCGGACAAUGUCAGUGACACCACUCGGACUAUCCUCGACAUUUACAUGACGGACAAUGUCAAUGACACCACUCGGACUUACCUCGAUAUUUACAUGACGGACAAUGUCAGUGACAUCACUCGGACUAUCCUCGAUAUUUACAUGUCGGACAAUGUCAGUGACAUCACUCGGACUAUCCUCGAUAUUUACAUGGCGGACAAUGUCAGUGACAUCACUCGGACUAUCCUCGAUAUUUACAUGUCGGACUAUGUCAGUGACAUCACUCGGACUAUCCUCGACAUUUACAUGGCGGGCAAUGUCAGUGACACCACUCGGACUAUCCUCGACAUUUACAUGACGGACAAUGUCAAUGACACCACUCGGACUUACCUCGAUAUUUACAUGACGGACAAUGUCAGUGACAUCACUCGGACUAUCCUCGAUAUUUACAUGACGGACUAUGUCAGUGACAUCACUCGGACUAUCCUCGACAUUUACAUGUCGGACAAUGUCAGUGACAUCACUCGGACUAUCCUCGAUAUUUACAUGACGGACAAUGUCAGUGACAUCACUCGGACUAUCCUCGACAUUUACAUGUCGGACAAUGUCAGUGACAUCACUGGGACUAUCCUCGACAUUAACAUGACGGACAAUGUCAGUGACAUCACUCGGACUAUCCUCGACAUUAACAUGACGGAUAAUGUCAGUGACAUCACUUGGACUAUCCUCGAUAUUUUAGUCAGUUGCUUGCAUCAAAGAAUAUAUUAA
Molecule: messenger RNA, 1125 nt
Organism: Ylistrum balloti
Lineage: Eukaryota; Metazoa; Mollusca; Bivalvia; Pectinida; Pectinidae
Exons: 1
Coding region: 1-1125 (374 amino acids)
Source: RefSeq, a predicted model, not a curated record